Scylla paramamosain (green mud crab) is the source of this 1565-nucleotide messenger RNA. Its product is annotated as translation initiation factor eIF2B subunit beta-like. Gene Ontology annotation, biological process: translational initiation. The transcript is spliced from 6 exons. Gene Ontology annotation, cellular component: eukaryotic translation initiation factor 2B complex. The record is from RefSeq and is a predicted model, not a curated record. The coding region runs from base 664 to 1197 and encodes 177 amino acids. Gene Ontology annotation, molecular function: translation initiation factor activity; guanyl-nucleotide exchange factor activity. NCBI's taxonomy places the organism in Eukaryota, Metazoa, Arthropoda, Malacostraca, Decapoda, Portunidae.
AGCAACGGCAACCCUCCGAUCCGGCAAGCAAGUUGGCGGCAGCGAUGGCGGUGGCGGCGGCAGUGGUGGUGAGGUGGACGGUAGGGACAGAGGGGCAGUACAGGCUGCGGACAUCAAGGAGAAGAGGAACGCACGGACAAGCAAGGUGUUAUUCGGCAGUCUGAUCCUGGACCUGCUCGGCUUGAAGGUGGUGCUGCCCGUGUCUCCUGCUCUCCUCGACUGUUACUCCAAGCACAACACCAGCGGCUUGUAUUCCUCUCAGCUCUCCUGUGUGACUUAUUACCAGCAUAUCAUCGGUUUCGCUGCGAGGUUCCAUUCUGUCUUGUUUGAUAGUAAUUGAUGAACACAACACACCACGUGGAGAGAAGCAAGGUGUGGAGUACCCAAGCCUCUCACAGUCCAUGCUAGUAGACUCACCCUGCAUGUGGAGAUCUCCCAAAAUGCACGGAGGUUAUUCCAGAGCUGCAGGACAGAGUACUUGAGGCCAUUGGUGAACAGAAAGCUGAGGUUGAACAAAGGUAGAGUAAAGAUUACACUGACAUUUGGGACAUUGACGUUGUUUGUUACCAGUAUUAUAUUGAUUCCUUUUAUUUCAGCCAAGAAUUGAUAGCUGCCCAAGGUGUAAGCAAGAUUCACAAUGAUGAGGUCAUUGUGACGUGUGCAAUGUGUCCACUGGUCUUGGCCUUCCUGACCAAGGCAGCCACACAAAGGAAAUUUCACGUUAUUGUUGCCGAACGUGCUCCUAAAUAUGAUGGUCACCCAGUGGCAAAAGCUUUAUGUACUGCUGGAAUUGAGAUAACAUUAAUUCAAGACUCUGCAGUGUUCCCCAUCAUGUCACGUGUCAACAAGGUCAUCGUUGGCACCGAGACGGUGGUGACCAACGGAGGCAUUGAGACCUUUGUUGGUGCAGCCUCUCUUGCCUCACCACCAAAGUUUUAUUCUGUUCCACUGUAUGUGUGCACUCCCACAUACAAAUUUAGCUUGAUGGGCUGUGAAGAAAUAAGCCACCAAACCACCACUUCUAUUAUCCCAGAGGGAACAAAGUUUUGGCCGUCUGUAAAUACUGCGCUGACUCAGCUAGAUUACGUUCCUCCAGAAAAUGUCACUGGUUUCAUAACUAACAAUCGAGGUACUGCACCAUCCUACGUGUACCGGCAGCUUAGCGAACUGUACCGUCCCACUUCUUGUGAUCUCUAAGGUAACAGCUUUAAUCCUUGCAAAUAAGGAAUAAGAGAAAAGAGACACACCUGCCAUUUGUACUGUUAUGCUGUAGUGUUCUGUCAUUUUUUUCCUCUUUUAUCCUAGAACCAUUUUUGGUCAUUCAUGUUUAUAAAAAUUAUUAUACAAAAAUGUUGAGCUUAAUAUGUUUGGUGUAGUUUUUUGUUACAUGUGUUAUUGUUAAUGUGUGUGGUUCCCCUCAGGAAGAAUGUUGCAGUAUUAGCAGUAAUGUUACAGCCAAUGGAAGUGUCUGUAUUGUGCUUUGGUGGGAGGUUAAUUUGAUGUAUUUUUAGAGUUGUGCAGGAUAUAGCAAGCCCUCAAAAUAAAGAAAAUAACUAUAGAAAACA